Molecule: messenger RNA, 7191 nt
Organism: Diachasmimorpha longicaudata
Lineage: Eukaryota; Metazoa; Arthropoda; Insecta; Hymenoptera; Braconidae
Gene: wts
Product: serine/threonine-protein kinase Warts-like
Exons: 6
Coding region: 1240-4572 (1110 amino acids)
Biological process (GO): G1/S transition of mitotic cell cycle; hippo signaling; positive regulation of apoptotic process
Molecular function (GO): ATP binding; protein binding; protein serine/threonine kinase activity
Source: RefSeq, a predicted model, not a curated record
AGAAAGGAUCAUUAGACAUUGGAAACUAAUUAAGAAAUUUCUCAAAUUGAUUUAAUUUCACAAUUCGUAUCCACAGUUAAUAAGAAAGAUUUUCCAAAAACCGAACGAACUCUGAAAGCCCCUCUCCCGAUCCAAACUCCCAAAUUUCCUUUCCAAAACCUCCCCACCCCUCCCACCUCGCUCGUCCUCCAGAAUCAGUCCCCCAAAUUCCUCACCCUUCCACUCAACCCUGAAAACUAACCCCAGGACGACUCUCUGGGCUCCAAUGUCCCCAAUUAAAUAUCUCCAUCGAUUCCAAUUCCCCGAGAAUGACAAUCCCAACAUGAUCACCAGCAUCCCCUGACAAUAAAAAAAAAUCCCUCGACUUCACCAGCACCGAAUGCCAGCAUUGGUUUUGUCCAUGGGAUAUACCCAGCAAGAGGGAUAUCAUGCCCACCGUAAAUUACGAAAAAGAGUGUCAAGUCGGUGUAGGAAUGUGGCACUUCAAAAUGGCUGCCAGUUACUUUAGUAAUUUACGGCCGUAUCUUUCUUUGUUGUCGAUCGUACAAUUUACCAUUGGAUUACCAUUAACUGGGUUAAAUUAAUUGACAAGUUUAUUAGUUUAUUUUGUGAUUAACGUUCUAUAUUUAAACCUUAAAUUAAUCGUGAAUAUAUGGGAUAACGUAAUAUGCUCAGUUAACUUAUUUCAACACACACAUACACACACGUACUGUACCAUUACCACUGGGGGCAUCGGUUUUCAGUUUCUUAUUUAAGUUGUGAUUAAAUCUGUACGUCUUAUUUAUUUGUAUUUAUUAAAAUUCGAGGGACAUAUUUAAUGAGUUAUUUGUUACCUGUGAGUGUCAUCAGUGAUCGAGGAAUGAGUGGUAACACAGGCAAUUGUGAAUUGUGCUGUACGUGGGAUUAGGUUAAGUUCUCGACUGAUGGAUCCUCCUGGUUGUCUUGACAUGGAUUUAACUGGAUAACAACUGGUGCUGUCAAAUUUUAGCUCACAAACAAGAUCCUUCGUACUUCAAGUCCUAAAGUCAGUUGGAAAGAUUUCUGGAUAGCUGACUUUAUUUCAUUUUAAUGGAGGAGGUCAUCGAGGUUCCAAGGAUUCGGGACGGGAUAUCAAAGUGAAAGAAUAUGGAAAUGUCACCGAAAAAUCCACGUCUCCAGGAAUAAGAAUCAAACGUGUUCUGUAGAUUAAUGCUGCUGCUCAAUUGGAGCUAGGUCCCAGAAGACCUAGCAUGGGCCACUAUGAAUCCAUCCGCUGUCAGCAAGUCAAGCACUCGCGGCUCUGGAUAUCAUCAGAAGGCACUAGCUGAAAUACGAAAUUCUCUCCUACCCUUCGCUAACAGUGGUGGAACUGGAGAAGUUGGCUCGAGUGCAGCGAGUACAAUAUCAACUCUCUCGACAACCAGUGGUGUGAGUUCAGCAUCUGGUCUGAGUGGUUUAUCAGGUGCAUCAGGAUCUCUGGUUGAUAAGCCCGAGCAGCGUCAAGCCCUGUCCCAGCUUCUGGCCAUGGGUUACCCAGAGGAAAUAGGGCUCAGAGCCCUGAAGAUGGCAGGCUGGCGUUUGGACGCAGCAAUAGAACUUCUAAAACAAGCGCAGGGCGAGUCCCUCAAUGGCCUGGGUAAGCUAAACUCAAAGUUGAUAAGAAAACCGAGUUUAGAACGUGAAUUAUCCCUUCAACGAGGCUCACCAGCACUGGACUCUGGCGCUGGUAGUUCGCGAUCAGACAGUCCAAGACUCACUGAGCUCAGUCCCCAUCCGCAGUUGAGUCGCCAGUACUCCCCCAACAGUUUUGUGGAGCGUGAGCCUCCACCACCACCUCCACCCCGUUGCUCAUCGACUCCACCACCACCUCCACCCCCUCACGCCCCCUACAGCCAGCCCAAUGUUCCCUCUAACAUGCAGCAGAUGCUCAAGAGAAUGUCACCAGCGCCAGUGGUGCCAAGUAGAGCACCUCCAACCACUUCAACAUCGACAACAACAUCUGGUAAUCCACCUCAGAGAGGCACAAGUCCAGUGGCAACUGCUACCAGCACCUCCAAUGGCAGACAACCCAUGAUCGUUCAGAAUGGGCCCCAGGUCCAGCAGCAGUUGUCACAGCAGAUGCAGGCCCUGAGUAUUUAUCAAUCGAGUAACAGUAGCUCAAGUGCCCAAGUGGAGCCACCACCACCUUACCCAAUUGUUCCCUCGUCGUCUUCGGGAACUGUCCAGCCACCCUCGUACUCAGCAUCAAUGCAAAACCGUCAAAGUCCAACGCAAUCGCAACAGGAUUACAGGAAGAGUCCAUCGUCUGGUAUUUACUCUGGGCCCACGUCCGCUGGAUCACCAUCGCCGAUUACGGUGUCCACUGGGCCGACAAACACUCAGGGCUCCAUGGCAAGACCCACUCCUCUUCAAGCCUGGGGGGCUAGACAAGCCAAGACUCAGCCACCUAUCAUAAUGCAGUCGGUUAAGAGCACACAGGUCCAGAAGCCUGUACUGCAAACAGCUAUUGCACCGACAUCACCUCAACCCAUUUCAAGUAGUAAUACUCCCCCGCCACCACCACCUUCUUAUGCUUCGUCCAUUCAGCAGAAGCAACAACAGUCACAGCAGUCACAGGUGUGUGGGGUACAGGCGAGCCAUCAGCAGCAGCAAUCGCAACAGUCUCAGCCUCAGCCCCAGUCCUCGCACCCCCAGGUCCAGCAGCCUCAGCAAUCCCCCCAGCCGCCACCGCCUGCCUACCCCCCAGUGAAUAACAACCCCAACAAUCAGAGCCUCGGGGUGCCAGUUCCCACGACAGAGCCCCCAAGUUACGCGACAACGAUGCAAGCCCUUGCCGCCCAACGCAGCAUGCAUCAUCCCCUCCCCCCACCGCCCUAUGGCACCCCAACGGAGGACAUCACCACCGAGGGUGCCAAUGCCCCAAGAUCAUCACCAGUGGCCCACCAUCCUCCACUCCAGAGGAAGUACUCACCAGUAGAAAGUUGUCAGCAACAUUCAGAUCAGUCCCCUCCACUGCCCCCAACGGCAUCAUCAUCAGUUGCCAACAGAAAUUCCAGUAAUCAUCCACCCUCCGACAGUGGUGCAAAAGGACCGUACAAAAUAAAACAUCAGUCUCCAAUUCCGGAGAGAAAGCACAUGAGUAAGGAGAAGGAGGAGGAGAGACGAGACUGCAAAGUCAGGAAUUAUUCCCCUCAAGCAUUCAAAUUUUUCAUGGAACAGCACGUGGAGAACGUCCUCAAGUCCCACAAGCAGCGGCUCUACAGAAGGCUCCAGUUAGAAACAGAAAUGGCGAAAAUUGGACUCAGUGCUGAGGCACAGUGCCAGAUGAGGAAGAUGCUGUCCCAGAAGGAGUCUAAUUACAUCAGACUCAAGAGGGCGAAAAUGGACAAGACAAUGUUCACCAAGAUCAAGGUUAUCGGUGUUGGAGCCUUUGGGGAAGUGACACUUGUGCGAAAACUCGACACGAAGAAUCAAUUUUAUGCUAUGAAGACACUCAGGAAAGCAGAUGUCCUCAACAGAAAUCAAGUGGCACAUGUCAAAGCUGAAAGGGAUAUUCUGGCUGAGGCUGAUAAUGAAUGGGUUGUCAAGCUUUAUUACUCGUUUCAGGAUAAGGAUAAUCUUUAUUUUGUCAUGGAUUAUAUCCCUGGAGGUGAUCUUAUGUCGUUGCUCAUCAAAUUUAUGAUUUUUGAUGAACCACUUGCGAGGUUUUAUAUCGCUGAACUCACUUGUGCGGUGGAGAGUGUCCACAAAAUGGGAUUUAUUCAUAGGGAUAUUAAACCUGACAAUAUUCUUAUUGAUCGAGAUGGACAUAUCAAACUCACGGAUUUCGGCCUCUGCACGGGGUUCAGGUGGACACAUAAUUCCAAGUAUUAUCAGCAGAAUGGCCACAAUAAGCAAGAUUCAAUGGACCCAGCUGACGACUGGAACAACGAGUGUCGUUGCAUUCAACUGAAACCCCUCGAGAGAAGAAGGCACAGAGAGCAUCAGAGAUGUCUUGCCCACUCCCUCGUUGGAACGCCGAAUUACAUCGCCCCGGAGGUCCUUCUGCGUACUGGAUACACCCAGCUCUGUGACUGGUGGAGUGUCGGGGUGAUACUGUAUGAGAUGCUCGUUGGAUCGCCUCCAUUUUAUGCUAAUACACCGGCAGAGACUCAAUACAAGGUCAUCAACUGGGAGACGACUCUCCACAUCCCGAAGCAAGCAAACCUCUCUCCAGACAGCAUGGACCUAAUCCUGAAGUUGUGCACAAAUGCUGACAGGCGACUGGGAAAAAAUGCUGACGAAGUGAAGAGCCAUCCCUUCUUCAGCAGCAUAGACUUUGACAAGGGUCUGCGUAGACAAGUUGCUCCUUACAUACCUCGUAUCCAGGACUCCACAGAUACCAGCAAUUUUGAUCCAGUGGAUCCUGACAAAUUGAGAAAUUCCGAGGCCUCUGAUUCCGAUAAAUCCGGUGAAUUGCUCGAUAAUGGAAAGCCCUUUCACGGUUUCUUUGAAUUCACGUUCAGACGAUUUUUCGAUGAUGGGGGAGGCCCAGCGUAUCCUAGUCGAAUUAGUCUUGACGAUAAUGACAAUCAGGGACCGGUCUAUGUAUGACAUUAGGCCACGCCUGGGCAAUGCCCUGUUACGAGCUCAUUGCUAUGACCGCUUUCACUCUCUCAUUUUUUUUUCUAUUUCUAGAUUCUUUACUAGAGCAUCUUAUUUAAUUUCGGUCGUUUUGGGGUGAAAAAGGCUGUUUUGGGGGAGAUGUUUGUACGGUAAUGCCAGUGGUUUCUAGGAGUUUGAGAGUUCACCUUAUGGAGGGGGGUAUUAACAUUCUUUUGGAUUUUUUUUAAUUCAGCUAUUUGUGGAAUUGUUGCACUGUUGGUGAAUUAUCUCUGACAUGUCAGAGGAAACAUCAUCGGUAAAUUAAAAAAAAAGACUUUAUCGAAUUUUAAAUAUAACCAUGGAAUUUGCGAAUCUUAAAUUGAUGUUCCAUUCACGAUAUGAAUCUUGAAUGGAUCGAAUUCCUGAAUUUUCAGGAAAUUCUCUCGGCGUUCAGGUCGUACUUUGAAAAACGGAAGUUUGAAUUGAGAUGGGGUGGUGGGCCCUUAGGAUCAAUCGUCAAAAGUGACAUAUCUCGGUUCACCAGUUUGCUGCGGUGAACUCAAAAUUUUAAAAAAUCUAAUAAAUCCCCCCACACGAUGAACAUGGGAAUGAGAAAAUAGAAGUACUGUGAUAUUGCCAAUAAUUAGAAUAAUGUGACUUACGAAAGAAGAAAAAGAAAGGCCUCCCGGUUCGUCAGUUGAACCCUUCGUAUCGAACGAAGAAACGACAAUUCAUUGACCAAUCGAUUUAUUCGUCAAUCAAUCGACUAGUCAAUGACAGAAAAUAAAAUUCUUCUCAACUGCAUUGUUACGAUUUUUCGAGUGGAUGUAAUGUGUUCAGUAAUGCGAUGUUUUCCCCGGAAACGCGAAAAAAACUUCACCUUCACGAGGAUUUACUCCCUUCAAUAGUCUAAGUGUCAUUUACCAAUUUAUCAUGUACACAUUCGCUGCCUCCCCUCUCUCUCUCUCUCUCUCUCUCUCUUACCCAAUUACUUACGCUAGAGUUAAGUGUUCUGUCCCCUAGGGCGUGCCAAGGCUGCAAUCAGAUGAAACGACGAUAGAAAAAAAAUAUAUAUAUUAAAUAAAUUAUUUUUCGUUAGGUAGAAUGAAGGAAAAAAAAGUACUAGUACUUCGCGAAUAAAAAAAAGAACAAUUGGAGUUCGUUUGGAAACGAAAUAAUAUAAAUUAUACAUAAUUUCUCUUCGAUGUGUACAAAUGUGAGAUUCAAUUAGGAAAUUACGAAUUGAUACUGUUGCCUUUUAUCCAAGUGCCUUCAACAUUUUAAAAGUCUCCGAGGGACUUAUAAAUAAUCAUUUGAUAUUUUGCCUGAUAAAAAAAAACAAAAACAAAAAAAUUUAUUUAACCGAGGUAAUUAUCGAAGGCUAAUUGCAAUGUAUGUACUAUGUACAGAGUUUAUGAUCCAUAGGUGAUGUCUGUGUAUGAAUGAAGUGUAUAUUAAACGCUUGGUAAACCGGUGCGUGAGGGGAUGAUGAUAAAUUGUGCCUUAACAGUGAUUAUUAUUUCUCUCUUUCGUAUUUUUUAAAAAUCGUCUCCGCACGCAAUGCGACACGAAUAACAGAGGAAUCGAGUCUCACGAGUCAGCAAAAAUGUCAUUUAAUGCUCAUUAUUUUUUCAUGCAAUUUUUUUAAAUGUAAAUUUUUACGUGAUUCAACCGCUGAAUCAAGUCGGAGUGGUUAUACCCCUUUUUUUUAUCUUCUAUUUAAUUGCUUUAAGAUGAUUAUCGAUAUCUUCAUCAUUAUUAUGGCUUAUGGUUAUCAUUAUUAGUUAUAUUAUUAUUUUGUUUUUUUUUUUUCAUUGAUCAAUGCGUACCAAAGGACUCUGCAAUGAUCGAAUGUGCAUUUUUAUUUUGGUGUUGAGGGGCAUAAAGGAUAAUGAACAAACUUAAUGAGUAGUUGCAUUAGGUGUGUUUAAUUUGUGGGAAUGUUUUUUUUUAACUGCAAUUUAUUGUGGAGGAAUCAUUGAAACUUUUGUUUAUCUAGUCCAGAAAAUGAAAAAUGUAAUGGAACAAAUAUAUUGGGUCUGGGGUCGAGAGACGGGCAAAUUGUGAGGAGUAAAUUAUUAAAUGGGGGGGAGUGAAGCAAUCCGUAUACCUUCAACACCUGAAUUAAGAUAACAGAAAAUGGUAAUUCCAUCAGUUUCACUAUUCAAUUUAUCAUGUGAAAUCAACAACCGUUCAACAUAAUCAUUUUUUUUUUUCAUAGACACUACAAGAGAAAUAAACUCAGUUUAAAGGGAAUAACUGUUGUCAGGAAGGAAAAGCCUCAUUGUAACGAAGGCAGAUCUGUUUAGUUUUACGUUUCCUCCCUCAUAUGCCUCUCCCUCCCUUCCCAGUUCUUUUCUUAUUAAGAGAAAACACUUGUAAAUUUUAUAUUUAAUUUUAAUUUCCCUGAAUCCCAUACCAGUUUUAUGUUAUUUUUCUUUGGGCCUCGAUUUAAUUUACCCCGAGUUGAAAAAUUAUUUCUCCCCCAAUUUGUAAUUAUGUUUGCAAAAUACAGAAUCAUCAUGAUAAUGGUUAGUUUUUAUUUAAGGUAUAAUAUAUUAUGGAAACAAAACUUAUGUAAAUAUAUUCGAGUGUGUGUUCUAAAUUAAAAAUAUUCUUUAAUGCUUA